Messenger RNA from Ricinus communis (castor bean), 4200 nucleotides. RefSeq names its product guanine nucleotide exchange factor subunit RIC1. Gene Ontology annotation, biological process: intracellular protein transport; retrograde transport, endosome to Golgi. Gene Ontology annotation, molecular function: protein binding. Gene Ontology annotation, cellular component: cytosol; Ric1-Rgp1 guanyl-nucleotide exchange factor complex; Golgi membrane. The coding region runs from base 484 to 3858 and encodes 1124 amino acids. NCBI's taxonomy places the organism in Eukaryota, Viridiplantae, Streptophyta, Magnoliopsida, Malpighiales, Euphorbiaceae. The record is from RefSeq and is a predicted model, not a curated record. The transcript is spliced from 23 exons.
AUAAAUAUUUUAGACUCAGAAAAAUGAAAAUACCAAGAAUAGUUAAUAAGAAUUUAUAAAAUUAAUAUUUAUUACUUUAUACAUGUCAUUCUCUGGACAAUCACGUAAUGGCUAAUAAAAAUCUACGCGAGUCACGCUGGCUGAGUGAAGGAAAUCUCAAAACGCAUCGUAUAAGUCAUCUUCACGCUAUAGUCACAAGGUCGUUGUUUCGACCACGACCCCAAGACGGGUACAAAUCUUAAAAAGGAAAAAAAGAAAAGAAAGAAAUCAGGUACAAAAAUAAAACAAAAUUAUCAAAGCCCGAGAUCUACCUGAACCUGAAGCACUGGUCUCUGGUUAAUCACACUCCUGGUCUCUAGAAAUGCUCGAGAUCUCUUUCCCUAGUCCUAAAUCCAUCUCCAGAUCUCUAAAACCAACAUAUUAACUCUCAACAAAAUCAAAUCAAAGCUAUCAUUUUCUAAAAAAAAAAAAAAAAAUAAGAAGAUGUAUAUGGCAUAUGGAUGGCCACAGGUGAUACCUCUAGAGCCAGGACUCUGUCCAUCUUCACAACAAAUUAUAUAUCUCAAAGUCAUAAAUCGUCUCUUGCUCGUAGUCUCUCCUUCUCACUUGGAGCUCUGGAGCUCCUCUCAGCAUAAAGUGAGGUUAGGCAAGUAUAAGAGAGAUGCGGAGUCUGUUGAGAAAGAGGGAGAGAAUUUACAGGCUGUUUGGAGUCCUGAUGCCAAAUUGAUCGCUGUUCUUACCUCAUCUCUCUUUCUUCACAUCUUCAAGGUCCAAUUCUCUGAAAAGAGAAUACAAAUUGGAGGGAAGCAAUUGUCUGGUUUGUUUCUUGCUAAUAUAUCUCUUCUUCUUAGCGAACAGGUUCCUUUUGCAGAAAAAGACUUGACAGUGAGCAAUAUUGUAAGUGAUAACAAAUUUAUGCUACUUGGGCUUUCUAGUGGGUCCUUAUAUAGCAUCUCUUGGAAGGGGGAGUUCUGUGGGUCUUUCGAACUUGAUCCCUGUCCACAUGAAAGCACUGAAGCCUCUAUUCUACCACACUCUUUAGUUAAUGGCCUUGCUUCUGGAGGGGUUCUAGGAGAUUUUGUAUCUAAUCAUAAUAUCAGCAAGAAGUCUGCUAUCACACGAUUGGAGUUUUGCUUUCCAAUGAGGCUGCUACUUGUUUUAUACUCUGACGGACAACUGGUAUCAUGCUCUGUAAGCAAGAAAGGGUUAAAGCAAGCUGAAUCUAUUAAAGUUGAAAAGAAGUUGGGUUCUGGUGAUGCUGUAUGUACUUCAGUAGCUUCAGAGCAACAAAUCCUUGCGGUUGGUACUAGAAAAGGGAUUGUCGAGUUAUAUGACCUAACAGAAUCUGCAUCACUCAUCCGUACAGUGUCAUUGUGCGACUGGGGGUAUUCAGUGGAUGCCACUGGUUCUGUCAGUUGUAUUGCAUGGGCGCCUGAUAAUUCUGCGUUUGCUGUUGGGUGGAAGUUAAGAGGACUAACAGUUUGGUCUGUUUCUGGCUGUCGUUUGAUGUCAACAAUCCGGCAAAUUGGUCUAAGUUCUGUAUCUUCACCAGUAGUUAAGCCAAACCAAGAUUGUAAAUAUGAGCCACUGAUAGGUGGCACCUCAUUGUUGCAGUGGGAUGAAUAUGGAUAUAAACUCUAUGCCAUUGAAGAAGGAUCUUUGGAGAGAAUGCUUGCUUUUUCUUUUGGGAAAUGCUGUCUUAGCAGAGGAGUAUCUGGCAUGACCUAUGUGCGCCAGGUGAUUUAUGGAGAAGAUAGGUUGCUGGUUGUACAGUCUGAGGAUACUGACGAACUCAAAAUUUUACAUCUGAAUCUUCCAGUUUCGUAUAUCUCACAAAAUUGGCCUGUUCAACAUGUGGCAGCUAGCAAGGACGGAAUGUACUUAGCAGUUGCUGGUCUUCAUGGGUUAAUUCUAUAUGAUAUGCGGUUAAAAAAGUGGCGAGUGUUUGGAGAUAUUACUCAAGAACAAAAGAUUCAGUGCAAAGGUUUGUUAUGGCUGGGAAAGAUUGUCGUUGUCUGCAACUACAUUGAUUCUUCUAACAUGUAUGAAUUGCUCUUUUAUCCAAGGUAUCAUCUCGACCAGAGUUCCUUGCUUUGCCGGAAGCCAUUACUUGCCAAGCCAAUGGUGAUGGAUGUCUAUCAAGAUUAUAUACUUGUCACUUAUCGCCCAUUUGAUGUCCAUAUAUUCCACGUGAACCUACAUGGUGAACUGACACCUCACAGAACCCCAGAUUUGCAGCUUUCUACAGUACGAGAACUCUCAAUCAUGACUGCAAAGAGUCAUCCUGCUGCAAUGCGCUUCAUCCCUGAUCAGAUCGUAAGAGAGGGCGCUUUUAAGAAUCAUAUUUCACCAUCUUCAGAUUUAUUAGUCAGAGAGCCUGCUAGAUGUUUGAUACUGAGAGCAAAUGGGGACCUGUCACUUUUGGAUUUGGAUGAUGGACGUGAAAGAGAGCUCACCGACUCUGUUGAAUUAUUCUGGGUUACCUGUGGUCAAUCAGAGGAGAAAACAAAUCUAAUUGAGGACGUUUCUUGGUUGGAUUAUGGUCACCGAGGGAUGCAGGUCUGGUAUCCAUCUCCUGAUGUUGAUUCUUUUAAGCAGGAGGGUUUUUUGCAGUUGGAUCCAGAGCUAGAAUUUGAUCGUGAAGUUUAUCCUCUGGGCCUUCUUCCAAAUGCUGGUGUUGUUGUUGGUGUCUCUCAGAGAUUGUCUUUUUCAGCAUGUACUGAGUUUCCAUGUUUUGAGCCAUCUCCUCAAGCUCAAACUAUAUUGCAUUGCCUACUCAGGCACCUUCUUCAGAGGGACAAAAGUGAAGAGGCCUUAAGGUUGGCACAGUUAUCUGCACAAAAGCCUCAUUUUUCCCAUUGUUUGGAAUGGCUUCUUUUUACUGUAUUUGACACAGAAAUUUCCAGGCAGAGCGCAAACAAGAAUCAGAGAUCAGUUCCUAAACAUGCUGGGAAUUGCUCUCUUUUGGAGAAGACCUGUGAUUUUAUCAGAAAUUUCUCAGAGUAUCUUGAUGUAGUUGUGAGCGUUGCAAGAAAAACUGAUGGCCGACACUGGGCGGACUUAUUCGCAGCUGCUGGAAGAUCAACAGAGUUGUUUGAGGAAUGCUUCCAGCGGAGAUGGUACCGCACAGCAGCUUGCUAUAUACUUGUCAUUGCUAAACUUGAAGGACCUGCUGUAAGUCAAUAUUGUGCUCUACGUUUACUACAGGCGACACUUGACGAAUCUUUAUAUGAACUCGCUGGAGAACUGGUGCGGUUCUUGUUGAGAUCUGAAAAAGAAUAUGACCAGACAUCGACAGAUUCGGACAGGCUGUCUCCGAGAUUCUUGGGUUAUUUUCUAUUCCGUUCUAGUUACAGGAAGACAUCCUUGGAUAAAAGCACCUCAUUCAAAGAGCAAAGUGCUCAUGUUGCUUCCGUGAAGAACAUUCUAGAAAGCCAUGCUAGCUAUCUGAUGUCAGGGAAAGAACUCUCCAAGCUUGUUGCAUUUGUAAAAGGCACUCAGUUUGAUUUAGUGGAAUAUCUUCAAAGAGAAAGAUUCGGUUCUGCUCGCUUGGAAAAUUUCGCAUCAGGCCUGGAACUAAUUGGGCAAAAGCUCCAAAUGGGUACACUGCAGAGCCGUUUGGAUGCAGAGUUUCUGUUGGCUCAUAUGUGUUCUGUCAAGUUCAAGGAGUGGAUAGUUGUCCUGGCCACUCUCUUAAGACGAUCUGAGGUUCUUUUUGAUCUUUUUCGGCAUGACAUGCGUCUAUGGAAGGCAUAUAGCAUCACCCUUAAGUCACACACUGCCUUUAUUGAAUAUCAAGAUCUACUUGAAGCCUUGGAAGAGAGGCUCGCAUUUGUCCCAGAGUUGGAAGAGAAAUGAUGGCAAGUUUCACAACCACUCGACAGUUUUGCAACAGAAUGGAGUGAAUCUACAUGAUUUUUUUUGAGAUAUAUAUUUAAUUAACAGGCGCACUUAUGUUCCUGAAGGUGAGCAUGUUGCUUAAUUGUGUAAAUUGAGCAAAAGAUCAAGCCAGAAAACUGUCAGGAUGAUAUAUAGAAAAGUCAUUCUUGUAGAUAAGGCGUUUAAACUUCUAGAGCAGCUAUUUUUCACCUUUCAUAUUUUUUUUCUUCCCCUGUAUUUUUAAUAUUCUCCUUUCUUUAGUUUUCACCUGUGUAUAGCACUUUUCUUUGUUGUAUGAAUAUAAAUAAAGCCAUUUGUCUA